Molecule: messenger RNA, 333 nt
Organism: Gekko japonicus
Lineage: Eukaryota; Metazoa; Chordata; Lepidosauria; Squamata; Gekkonidae
Product: WD repeat-containing protein 92-like
Exons: 2
Molecular function (GO): protein binding
Source: RefSeq, a predicted model, not a curated record
GGGUGUCCGUCCGUCCGUCCGUCCGUCAGUCAUGUCGUCGUCUCCGCCGCCGCCGCCGCUGGAGAAGCCGCAGGUGAUCGCCCACGCGCAGCAGGGCCUGAGCUACACGGCCUUCGAGUGCAAGUGGGUCCCGUGCAGCGCCCGCCUCCUCUGCCUGGGCAGCUUCCCGCGCGGCACCGGCGUCAUCGAGCUCUACGAGCUGCAGGGCGGCCGCCUCCGCCUCCUCCGCCAAAUCGAAAAAUCAAAGCCUAUUAAAUGUGGAACGUUUGGCGCUUCUUCUUUGCAACAGAGAUAUCUAGCUACAGGAGACUUUGGUGGAAACUUAAAUAUAUG